AUGUUCCCGCAGUUCGGGGCCACGGCGGAGAGCCUGAGCAAGGCGUCGAGCUUGGUGUUCCGGAUCGGCACCGACGCGCACUUGUAUGAUGACCCGGACGACGUCAGCAUUGCCCCUCUCCUCGACAGCAGCUUCGACUCUGAGAAGGCGGAGGCCCUCAAACGGUUGCUGGCUCUUAUCGCGCAGGGAGAAGAUGUAUCCAACUUCUUUCCCCAGGUCGCGAUUUCCCUUGAGAAGUACACUUCUAUCUACGGUAAAUUAGGAACACAAUUCGGCGGAUAUCGAAGAAGAUAAAGGUUUUGGGGCUAGAAACACCGAUGACCUGUUAUUUUUUUAUAUAAAUUUUCAACUCGUGGACAACCUUCAACACAUCUGUUCGUGUUGGCUAAACUGGAAUACACGCUUCUACACCUGCCAACUUAUUUAUCAGAUAGAUUGUUGAAAUGGGACCUGAUUCCGACAAGAACACCAACGAUCAAAUGCCUAAAUAUUCCAUAUUAAGUUGCCUUGGGUUGGGUCCUUACAGUUAUUUAAGGAAUUGCAAGAUCUUUUAUAGAAAUCAGAAUCCAAGUCCUGAAUUUGCCCUCGUGGUGAACAGGACACGCUACAAAGGUAAAAAGUGUGCGGUCACAAAACCAUUCGGCAUGGAGUGAUUUUUUUAAUUUUUUAAUGAACAGGUUGUCAAGAAUGUGGCAACUCCAUCGUCGGAAGUGAAGAAGCUCGUGUACUUGUAUAUACUCCAUUAUGCUGAAAAGUAUGUUUUCUUCUUCUUCAACUUUGCAUUCUUUGCUUGCGUAAGUGGUUUUUUGGAAAUGAAUCAAGCUCUUGCUGGCGUCUUGUUCUGCUCAUCUUAGUGGUAGUUGCACGCUUCUAUGACGAUCCACUUUAUUUUCAUCUAUAAUAUGAAAGGAACCAAACCUCUUUGGUUAAUGAUAACGUCUGAAAACAGGUACAGGCCUCUAAAUCUGGGAUCUACUGUCCUUACUUUCACACAGCACUUGCUCUCGUCAAAAAGUCAGUUAAAACUCUUUUAAGCCGUCGGCACUUACAUCUUGUUUCUCACUUGGGUUCCCCCUCUACUCUUAUAUUUUACUUCAGAGUGCAGCAUGUAUGAUCACAUUAGAGAUAGCUGUAGGUGCACUUCAUGUUGAUGCAUUAAUUGCGAGAAAACUAGAACAAAACGGAAUCUUCUCUUCCUUUUUUGGGCUUUGAAAAUAUUCACAAAUGAUGUAAUGGAAAUAAUGAUUUUGAAAAAUAUUUUCACUAAAAGUUUAGGUGAAUGAUAUUAUUUUGCAGCAUUCUAGCCUAGGUAGGCCUACUUUACCCAUUAAUUUUUUUCCUAGGUAUAUGAUACUGUGAAGUCGAAUUACUCUGUAGGUUGGCAUUUAAAUGAUGGACCGUGUAAAAUGGUACAUUCUUCUCUUUUUUGAAUAACCUUGCUUGAGUCUAGUCUUAAACUGUCAGUCAUUUAUUGGAUUAGACUUACAGUGAUGCCAAAAAUGAUAGCAAGGUUGGUGAUAAUGAAUGUAGAACUUCUCAAGCUUGUCAUGUCAGCAGCCAUUGGCUGAUCUGGUGCUUACAGAUUUUAUUUAACUUUCAUAGGCGUCCAAAUGAGGCAUUGCUGUCAAUAAAUUGUUUUCAGAAGGACUUGUCUGAUGCUAAUCCAUUGGUGCGGGCUUGGGCUUUACGUGCUAUGAGUGGAAUCCGGUUACAUGCCAUAGGCCCUAUUGCUUUAGUGGCUUUGAGCAAGUGUGCUAAAGAUCCUUCUUCAUACGUCAGAAAAUGUGCUGCCAAUGCACUAUCAAAGUUAAAUGAUCUGCACCAGGAGGAGAAUGCUUCAUCUCUUGAAGAGGUUAGGUUGCUCUUUUUCUGGUAAUUGUUUCGUGGAUGUGUUUCAUAUGGUUUGUAAUCGAGGCAAUUUUCCUUUGCAUUCUUUUUCAGCUUGUCAGCAUCUUGUUGAAUGAUCAUUCUCCCGGAGUAGUUGGAGCUGCGGCUGCAGCCUUCAAUUCUAUUUGCCCCAAUAAUCUUUCACUUGUGGGAAGAAUUUUUAGAAGGCUAUGUGAAACUGUUCCUGAUGUUGACGAAUGGGGUCAGAUUGCCUUAAUUAAUAUACUUUUGCGAUAUGUCAUAGCAAGACAUGGACUGGUGGAAGAGUCUAUAAUGGCUUCCUCACAUCCCUCUGAGAAUUCCGAUUCUAGGAGGGAAUUAUUUUCUAUUCCCGCACCUGACCGUGGUUCUAUUCUUGUUGAGGUUGAACCCUCCGAACAUAUAAUGAGGGAACUUAUGCUUCGACAUUAUAUAGAAGGACCGGAACAAUAUUCAUCAAGACAGAUUGACGCUAAGGAAGAUGAUAAUGGAUCAAAUAAUAACUCAUAUUUUACCUCCAUUGAAAACAAUGACGUGAAGCUCCUUCUGCAGUGCACAUCACCUUUAUUAUGGAGUCAAAAUAGCGCAGUAGUACUUGCAGCUGCUGGAGUGCAUUGGGUUCUGGCCUCACAGAUGGACAUGGAAAAUAUUGUGAAACCAAUACUUUUCGUUUUGAGGUCCUCUUACGCUUCGAGAUAUGUGGUAUGUUACUUUUGCUCUUUCUAAAAGUUUUCUCUUUUCUAGCUUUUACGUUUAGGAAUUGUUAUAAAUUGUUCAUGAUACUUUUUUGUGCAUAUUCAUCUUCCCAAAGAAUAGAUUGUAGCUUGAUUUUCACCAAAACUUGAAAGCACAUUCUGUGAAUUGUAGAAUGUAGCCCUGACUUCGUCAUUUUUGUGCACAGUCUGAUAUCGCAAACUUCUACCUUUCUCAUCCGUCAAUGCUUUCUGGCUUCCCAACUAACGUUGUCUCUUCCUAAUGUUUUUUUUUUAGUUUUUUUUGCAAUGGAUAUUUCUUUUCUUUUUGCUUAAAUCCAACCAUUUGUGAGGUGACAUAUGACAUGCGAGAUCAUCUUUUUUUCAGGUGCUCCGAAAUAUCCAAAUAUUUGCUAAGGCUAUGCCUUCACUUUUCUCGGCAUACCAUGAAGACUUUUUUGUGUCUUCGUCUGAUUCAUACCAAAUGAAAGUCCUGAAAUUGGAUAUAUUGUCUACAAUAGCUGCAGAAUCGUCAAUUCCAUUUAUUUUGCAGGAGUUCCAGGUAUUUAUCUUGUUUAAUACGACCUGGAAAUUAAAAAAAAUACAGCCAUUCGAUGGUUUUAGCACAUUUAUCCAUGAUUGUCCUGGGAGCUUCAUAUUUAAGCACUUCAAUUUUAUAUGCAGGCGGGGAUGCAUAGUGUGGCCAUAGUAACCAGAAAAAAACUUUGGAAAACUGUACCUGGCAAACAGGGUUUGAGAAACCAUUAGGGAUAAUGUUAUGUUUAUGCCUGGAUUUGUUCCUGCAUACCCUUUUCAUGGAUUAUGUUUAUGCCGAUGUGCAUAAAAUUUGGCCUUUUUAAUUGGAUCUGGGCCUCGAAUUGAUCAUGGCUGACAUAGUCUAAGUUGACAAUGGAAUGGCUGAAUUGACUUAUUUGAGGACAAAUCUAGGCAAACAAAAGAAAAAUGAUACUUCAAAAAUUUUAAAGCACCUGAUAUUUAGAACAAAAGCCAUAAAAACGAGAAUUCAGAAGAUGGAUUCUUUGAAAAGUAGCAUACACCUUUAUAACCCUCCAUGCAGAGCGAGUCAAUAGGCUGCUUGUGGCAUUAACAGGUGGUGGUGGGAGUAGAUUUGUGCCCUUGCUUUUUCCCAUAAAAAAUGUGGAUCUUUCCUCCUCUUCCUCAGAGAAUUGUUAAAAUGUUCAAUAGUCUUGGGGAUUGAUCAAUCCAAGUAAGAUGGUUGGACUUCUGAUGCAGUUUAGACUUUCAAUUUCAUAGGGUGGGGGGACGUCAAUUUUCGAAUGUAUUUCAUUUUUGUGAUGAUAUAUUCCAUUGUCCAUGAUUACUUCUUGGUACUACGACAUUUUAGUUACAAAAUUAUGGGUAUUUGGUGUUUCUCUCUCUAAAAGAUAUAACUAAAGCCAGUCCAUGGGAGUGAAGAGGGCAAGAGUCCACGUUCCUAACUUCCUAUGCAAAUAUCUGCAAUUCACUAGGAAAGAUGUACAGGCUCUGUGCAUAAGGACCAACAAAAAAAGUUUUACUUUAUUUUCUUCAAUAAAUCAUGGAAUACUUUUUUAUCUUCUCAUUCGAGAUAUGAUGUAUAGCAGGCGUUUGCUUAUGUGAAUGCUGAUUUUUCCCUCAGAUAGCCAUGAUUAAACCAUUUGUUAUCAGAUGCAUGGACUAAUUUCUUUCUAGUGUUAAUGUGCUGUCAGGAUUACAUCAAAGAUCCAGACAGGAGAUUUGCUGUUGAUGUGGUUGCUGCUAUUGCUCUCUGUGUUAAAAAUCUUCCAUCAGUUGCCAAAACUUGCUUGGAAGGGCUUCUAGCCAUUGUAAAGCAAGGUGUGUCGAUUAAUCAUUUUGUUUAUGUUUUUGAUAUUCAUGAGAAAUAUUUUUUAGGCGCUGACUUUUCCAUAUGCUAUAGAGUCUUCCAUUAAGCAUUAUGGCUCUCUAGAAGGUGAAGCUGGUGUCUUGAUUCAAGCAAUAAUGUCCAUUAAAACCAUAAUUAAGCAGGAUCCAGCCAAUUAUGAGAAGGUUAAAAUCCUAUCUCUGUUACGCAUUGUGAAAUUUUUUCACAUUAUAUCUUUUGGGUUAUCCUACUAAUUGGAGUAUCUUUAUAUGCGCAUUUUUUUAUAUUUUUAAUUUAUUAGGAUGCGUGUAAGUUGACUUUUGGGCUUUAUAAUUUGAACAACUUAAAUCCGGUAUGCACAAUCCAAGAGCAGCUAUCAACCCUGAUAUCUAGUGAAAAUUUUAGGCCACCUAACCCAAAAUCAGUUGACUCUGUGUGGAGUAGGUCCAUCUCUACAAUCACAAGUUUACUUUCAUACAACCAAUAUUAGACUCAUCUUUAUGGAGUAUGUCGUCUUUUAGGCCAUGGAACCGAAAAUUAAUCACAAAUUUACUUUUCUAACACCAAUAUGAGAUUAUUCUAACAUACCUAUUUAAUUAUGUGGUUGUUUCGUCAUCAACUCUAGUUAUAAAUCUAGUGGAAGAAAGAGUGUGGCAUAGUUUAGUAUGGAAGGUAUCAAUUACUUUGAAAUUUUCUUUACAUUUGAUUUUUUUUUUCCAAUUUAUGGUCUUAGGCAUGGAUUGAUCUUUGAUUUAGUUCAAUCCUGUUGUGUAGGUUGUUAGAUUAACUAGUAAAUAUCUGAUUUUGUUAUUUUACAUGUAGCAUUUUUUUAUUUUGGUAGGGCGUGGUCAUUCCUAUGUGUUUAUUGAAAGAAAAGUGAAAUACAGCAAUAAAUCCCAAAACUGAAAAAUGAAAUUGAACAAAUAGAAAAACACCAUAACACAAUAGAAAAUUGGGGAUACCUUUUUCUCCAGAUUAUGAAAUUCAUUCAAUCCUACCCAAUUUGAUCGACUCUCCUUAAUAUCUCGUGAUGGCUGCUUUGUGAGCAUUUUAAAUUUAUUCAUUCUUGAUACUCAACUGUUUUCGCUUCUGAUCUGCACUUACUUUUUUUUUUAGGUGAUUGUCCAUUUAAUUCGUAGCCUGGAUAAUAUUAAAGAGCCUUCAGCACGUGCGCUGAUCAUUUGGAUUGUGGGGGAAUAUAGCGACGUUGGGCAUAUCAUACUGAAGAUUAUUCCUGUUGUAGUUAGUUAUCUUGGUCAGUGCUUUAGUUCUGAGGAGCUUGAAGCAAAGCAUCAAAUUCUGAAUACCGUUGCUAAGGUAGUCUUAAAUCAAGGAUGAAACACAUCACUCCAAAGUCUAACUUAGAAAUUAUUAUUCUGUGUUGUGCACCGUUAAAUGCCAUUCUGAUUCUUCAAAAUCUGCUUUCCUGAUCAAUGCCCUCCUUUUCUUUAAUUCCCUUGAAGUUUUAUUUGUCUUGUUUCAUUGAUACGUUAAUAAUAUCAGGGGAAAUGAGAUUUAUGAUCCUGGUUUUUCCUAUUCCGAAUGGCUUGCCCUUCGAGGCCACGGAAGGCUUCUUAAUUGAAAUAUGUAGGUCCACCAUAUGCUGUAUCUAAAAUUCUCUUCUUCAGCAGACAGAGUACACACUUUUAUUGCUGAAUGGGUGCGAGAAUAACUUCGGAUUUUUUUUUUUCUUGUUUGAGUGGGGGUUAGGAAUCUGUACCAGUGCGAACAACGAUCGUCACGGAGUUUUUUUAGUGGAUACGAAAAAUAUAAUGUACUUCUCUUUCUUUCCUUUUUUCAAAUUUAGUGAAUAUUUGUUUCUAUCCAAUUUCAUCUAAAUCAUAUUAUUUUGUGUUCCUUCUGUCCUUGGUUUCUUUCCCAUUGGAGGUAUUUUUUGUGGGUCCCAACUGUAUAUCACGUGCACUUUUUCUGGGCCCAAUUUUUUGGUAGGUUGACUUAACGGUAUUUAACAUUACUCUGUCGGACACAUGCUAUCUCUAAAUUUUUUCCUUUAUUUUCCUUAGAUUGUAUUAAGUGCUCAGGGAGAGGAGCAUGAACUUUUCAGAAAGGUCCUUUUCUACAUUCUUGACCUAGCGAAAGUCGAUUUGAACUAUGAUAUUCGUGAUCGAGGUCGCAUGAUAGAGAAGCUUGUCACUUCUCAGCCAAAAAUUUCACAUCAGGAAGGAAUCCUGCAUGUGGAACCAGAUAGUAUUCUGCUCGACGAACUUCUGAAAAACAUGUUCUGUGGAAAGAUACAGUCAGUGACUGGUGCAAUUAAUCACUUUCGGUUGUAUCUCCCUGGAUCACUUUCACAAAUAGUUCUACAUGCAGCUCCGGGGUAUACACCCCUUCCACAGCCUUGCAGUCUACCUGAGAUGGCUCUUGAGAACCGGAUGUCACAAGAUGGGAUUGAGGCUGCCAAUUCAUCGGAUUCAUCAUAUGAAGGCAGUCAAUCCAGUUAUUAUGAUUCUGAAGGUUCUAUUCCCAGCCCAGUUGAUGGCGAAAAUCCUGAUUCUGGAAGUGAGUCCGAUGUUGCUGACAAUGAUCACUACAUGCUUCGAGGAGCAAAUGGCUCUCCAGAUGCAACCGCCAUUGGUCAGCUUAUUCAUCUUACUGAUACCAGUAUUCAUGAUGGGACAGCAAAACAAAGCACAGCGGAAAAUAAUACAUCCUCAGCUACUGAUCUGACAAACUUAAUGUCCAAGUCUGCUCUGGAGAGUUGGCUGAACGAACAACCUUGUUUGCCAAGCGUGAACUCAUCAGCUGACCCAUCAAGAGAAAGGUCUUCUGCUAGAAUUUCUAUUAAUGAGAUCGAAGUAAGUGUGAAACCUAAGCUCAACGUACUUCUUGAGCCUGCGAAUGGGAAUGGUUUAAGAGUAGGAUAUUCUUUUACUUCCGAAAUCUCAAAAAUUUCCCCCUUGUUAUUAUGUGUGGAGAUUGUCUUUGAAAACUUAUCUCCCGAGCCUUUAAAGAAGAUAUCUCUGAGGGAUGAAGGAUCUACUGCAAAUCCAGAGUUUGCGACCCAAGCAUUUGGAAUACAUGACAGGUGCGUCAACUUCUGUCAAUCAUUAGAUUGGCUUCAUUUUUGUUAUGAUGUGUCAUAGAAGUCUAUUGGGCCAGCACUGAUAAUUAUUCGUCCAAACUUUGUUUGCAGUGCGCUAGAGCCCUCUAAAGUCCCAACGAUAGUGCCUAUGGAAGAAAUUGACUCUCUCCAUCCAGGAGAUAUGGCAAGGAGUAUUCUUCAAGUGCAUUUUCAUCAUCACUUGCUACCUCUCAAGCUGGCAAUUUACUACAAUGAGAAAAGGCAUCCGGUCAAAUUGCAACCUGACAUUGGAUAUUUCACAAGACCUAUCGCCAUGGAUUUAAACGCAUUCACAAAGUUAGAAAAUCAUCUGCGAGGGAUGUUUGAAUACAGUAGAAGGUUUAUUUUACGCCUUGUCUUAUUAUCAAGUACUACACUUUGUUGAUGAAGGAGGAGAUAAACUAGGAACUAUCAUAAACUUAAUAUACUAAGGGGCCUUUUCCUGUAUAAUCUGAAUUUCGAAGUUCACAAGAUUUUACUUCACACUUCCAUUUAAAUUUUUCAUUCGAAUUAUCUCGGGAAAAAGAAUUAUUUUUCAAUUUCAUCCAGGGAUUUGCAGAGUGAGCCUAUCCAUUGUUGUUGGUGCUCUGAUAUUGCUAGCGUAAGAACCAAAGCAUGGUACAUGCCCACAUCAGUCUUCAGCUCGAUCCUAUUUGAGGAUGCCUAAUGUUUUUCAUGGGAAAACCUUUUGUCUGGAAAAAUAAAAGAAAUGCACCAACAUCUCCUCGGAGCAUUCAAUUCCCAUAGAAUUUAGAUGGACUUCAUUGUAUGCAUUUCUUUAUGUGUGUUCUGUUUUUUUUAAUCAAGUUGUCUUGAACAUGUACACUGGUUACCAUUAAGAAGUUGAGUCUGAUAUGAUGUGGGCAUCUUCUUGCAGGUGCACCUUUGCCGAUCAUAUCAACAUUGUGGACCAGGAGAAGGGUCAGUCUUCAUUGAAUGAUGACAAAAUUCUUUUAAUAUGCCGUAAAAUCGCAGCAAAGAUGCUGAGCAGUGCCAGUAUUCACCUUGUUUCAGUGGAUAUGCCCAUUUUGCUUAAAUUUGACGAGGUCUCAGAUUUAUGCUUGAGAUUUAGUAGCGAAAUAUUGAGCAAUUCAAAGCCCUGCUUGAUUACUGUAACGGCUGAAGGUAAAUGCUCCGAAGCAUUGGACAUCUCUGUGAAGGUCAACUGUGAAGAAACGGUAUUUGGUCUAAAUCUGCUGAACAGGAUAGUUGCCUUUCUUUCUUCUAAUUCUGUCUCUUAA
This is a messenger RNA of Spirodela intermedia, 8724 nucleotides long. The record is from the annotation of a GenBank genome assembly. Lineage: Eukaryota; Viridiplantae; Streptophyta; Magnoliopsida; Alismatales; Araceae.